UAAACCAUCAACUCCAUUUAGUAGUCGAUUUCCCCCUGAAAUUUCUCUUAAUUGUUUUUAUAAGUAUGCUUGUCUGAUUCUCUAAUUUCUCAUACCAACUUUCAUUAAUCAUUUUGGGUUGGUAAAAAUAAUACAAAUCAUGGGAAGUAAGAACAUUCUUUUAAUUUUUGGGCUUAUCAUAUCAACCUAUAUCCAUGUUGCAUCAGCAAGAGGAGUUUUCAAUGUUAUGAAAUUUGGCGCCGUCGGUGAUGGCAUUAGAGAUGAUACUCAAGCAUUCUUGAAAGCCUGGGCGGCAACAUGCGGGGAACACAAAGGAACACCAAAAAUGCUUGUUCCAAGAAGAAGGACAUUUUUAGUCGGACCUGUUGAUUUUAUUGGCCCUUGCAAGGCUAUAAAUGUCACCGUUGAGAUCGGUGGAACUAUUGUCGCACCACUGUCAACCAGAGCAUGGGCUAAGGAUGUUCAUACAUGGCUUAAAUUCAACAACAUUCAUGGACUCACUGUCAACGGACAUGGUGUAAUCGAUGCACGCGGUAAGGCUUGGUGGGAACAGUCGUGCCAUAACCUUAAGCACCAAAACCAACCGGGAUGCACCUCUCUACAACCAGCUGCGAUUAACUUCUGGGGAACAAAUGCCGGUACAUUCCGUGACAUGACCGUUAAAAAUGCGGCAAUGUUCCAUGUAACUCUCUUGGGUUUGGACGGUUUUGAAGUCCACAAUAUCAACAUUAACUCCCCUGAAGACACUCCCAACACAGACGGUAUUCACACUCAGAAUGUCAAACAUGUCACUAUUUCUGACAGCCAGUUCAGGAGCGGAGACGAUUGUGUGUCAAUUGGAGACAAGAGUUCGUACGUUUACGUACGUAACUGUCACUGUGGACCUGGACACGGAGUAAGUAUUGGAAGCCUUGGUUCAGGAGGAACUGAUGCCCAGGUAGAGGAGAUUCAUGUCGAAAACAUCAAAUUUGUUGGUACUAUGUUUGGUUGCAGAAUCAAGACUUAUCAGGGUGGGAAAGGAUACUGCCGUGCAGUCACAUUCAAGCACAGCAACUUCACUAAUGUGUUGAAUCCUCUCUAUAUCGACCAACAUUACUUCUCCAAUUCUCCAGUUGAGACAAGUGCUGUUCGUAUUAGCGAUGUGACCUUUGAUGAUUUGAGAGGAACAACCGAUAUACGUACACCAUCUGCUAUCUCCAUGAAAUGCAGUAAUGUAGUUGCUUGCACCGGUCUUAAAUUCAACAACAUCCACUUGACACCUGCAAAGCCUGGAACUAAACUUGUUUCUACCAUUAACAAUGCCCAUGGAGCCGUACUUGGAAGAGUUGAACCUCCCUUGGUUGGUUUGAAAGCAGCAAUAUAAUAUGCUAACCAGCAUGCACCACGCCAGACUGCGUGCCUCUUCGAUGCUUGUAAAAGAAUGUUUUUUACUUCCAGUUAUAUCCCAAAUUGAUGUGAAAGCUUGAUGUAUCAUAUUUGAGUACCUACGGGUGUACUAAUGAUAUGGCUUUCCUUGAUUAUUUAAGCAUAUAAAGGUCCAACCAGAAAGAACAAAACAAGAACAUCCUAAAAGUCAUUUAUGCUAUAAUCCGAACUUUUCCUCUUCUC
Molecule: messenger RNA, 1608 nt
Organism: Papaver somniferum (opium poppy)
Lineage: Eukaryota; Viridiplantae; Streptophyta; Magnoliopsida; Ranunculales; Papaveraceae
Product: polygalacturonase ADPG2-like
Exons: 8
Coding region: 140-1363 (407 amino acids)
Biological process (GO): carbohydrate metabolic process
Molecular function (GO): polygalacturonase activity
Source: RefSeq, a predicted model, not a curated record